ACGUAUUGCGCAAGAGGAGAGCUGCGCCGGAGCGGUAAAGAGCAUCGGUGUCCCCACCCGUGGAGCAGCGCGCAGGUCCGGGAGGGCAGCCUCGGCAGGGGACAGGAGCCCCGAGGCACGAGCGACCAACGCACGAGCUGCCCUGCCCUGCGGGCCGCGCAGGCUCCAAAAGUAGGGGGAAAAAAAGAAGUAAAACUAAUCGCCAACGCAACUCUUGAGUUGUGAUCCUCCUCUGCGCCCCCCGACUGGCCCAUAUGGACCAAUGCUGCUGCUCUAUGGCGCCUGAGAAUGUGGCGCGCUUGGCGCCACCGCCGCCCGACCGCUGCAGCAGCGGCUUUAUCGCGGGGAGCCAUCUAUGCACACACUGCUAAGUAACAAUAAAACAAGAAAAGAAUGAGCCCCGUUCUCUGUUUUCGCACGCCUGUGAGGAGGUGUGAGUUUGAACGGUAGUGUCAAUGGGAGGAAGGGCCCUCUUCCGCGGCGGGGCUCUGCUCUGCACACAAAAGCGGCAGUGGGGGCGGAGGAGGGGCGAGCGGGAGCGGAGACAAUGGCGGGCUGUCGCCUGUCGGCACCGCGAUCAACACGGUUAUUAUCGCACUCUGGGGGAGCCGAGUGUGGGAAGUGCAGCGUGCGCUAUACGCGCGCUAUACGGGCAGAGAACCAGUGCGGGAAUGCGGGUCCGGAAUGGGCGGAAUGAGGCAGGACAGGCGUGCGUGUGUUUUCACUUUUACGUUACAUGACACACGGUGCGCUUCCCUUUGCAGGCCCGCCGAGCGCGCCCGAUGGCACGCCCUGGCCGCCCCGGCGAGGACUGAGGCCGGCCGGUCGCCAUGCUGCGCCUGCUGCCCCGCCGCGGCCUCGGCCCCCGGCGCCUGGUCGCGCCCCUCGCCUGGUCCACGCUCCUGGCCUUCGUGUGCUUCGCCACGCUGGGCGGCCUGGGGCUGCGCUGGGGGCCGGCCGCCUCGCCGCCGCCCGUGCUGCCGCUGCUGCUGCAGGCCGCCAGCGCCGCCCCCGCCCCGCGGCACGUCACCAGGUCGCUGACGGAGCUGGGCCUGGCCGGCGCGCUCGCCCCGCACGGCCUUAGCGACUUCGCGCUGCUCUUCGUCCGCGCCCCCAAGGCGGGCUCCGAGCUGCUGGCGCUGCUGCUACAGCGGCUGCAGGCCGCCAACGGCUUCCGGAUGCUGCCGCUGCCGCUGCCCCCGCGGCUGAGAGGCGCGCGCCUGGCCUCCACCGAGCAGGAGGAGCUGGUGGCCCGGGUGACGGACGGCCUGCGCCGGGAAGCGCUCCCCGUGGCCUUCCACGGCGACGUCUUCUUCACCAACUUCACCACCUUCGACCGUCAGUCGCCCACGUACCUCAGCCUGCUGCGGGACCCCGUGGACCGCGCUCUAGCCGGCUUCUACCACGCGGCUGAGUCUACCACCAAAACCCAAGCGACACGCCGCUCCAAGAGGAGGAGGGACACUGCCACCGCCACGACCCCGGUGGACAACAACCACCUCAACAGGCCGCAGGUUCGCGUGCCGGAGGUGGGAGGCAUCGACGUGGACUUGCCAGACAUCCUGGAGCGGUGCCUGCAGUCUCCUGAGCGGCGGCCGGAGUGCGCGUGGUUCGCGCCCCAGACGCCGUACUUCUGCGGCCAGGACAGUCGCUGCAGGUCUGCGAGUGGGAAUGGCGCCUGGGCCCUGCAACACGCCAAGGCCAACAUGGACCAGUACUUCCCCGUGGUGGGCAUCCUAGAAGAGCUCAACGCGACUCUAGCAGUUCUAGAGAGCCGCCAGCCUCUGUUUUUCGCAGGCGUUAGAGACGUCUAUCGGCAUCAACUUCAUGAGCCGCACGUCAACUGGGACAGAAAGAAGACAUCCAAUUUCAAACCUGAAAUAAGAAGGAAAGUAGAGAAACGUUUAGCUUUGGAGUAUGAACUAUAUAUAUGGGCCAAACAGAGAUUAAUGUUGCAACACUUUGAAGAUUCUCAAAAAAUUCCCAUUCCCGACGAAGCCGGACAAGACAGAAUAGCUCAUUCUAUUCAUAAGAGAGCUCAUUCUCUACUGAAUGAGUAAAACUAUAAAAUAAAUGGUAUCACGAAACUUCAUACACCCGAAUAUUUUCGUAUUCAUAUUGUCGAGAGAUGAAGUGCCAUAAGUAUAAACAGUGAUUGUUAGGAGAAAAAACAAACAAAAACCAUCGGGCAAUAAAAAAGAUUUAUUUUGUUGUCUUAA
Molecule: messenger RNA, 2219 nt
Organism: Frankliniella occidentalis (western flower thrips)
Lineage: Eukaryota; Metazoa; Arthropoda; Insecta; Thysanoptera; Thripidae
Product: uronyl 2-sulfotransferase-like
Exons: 5
Coding region: 831-2060 (409 amino acids)
Cellular component (GO): membrane
Molecular function (GO): sulfotransferase activity
Source: RefSeq, a predicted model, not a curated record